This is a messenger RNA of Hymenoscyphus albidus, 1883 nucleotides long. Lineage: Eukaryota; Fungi; Ascomycota; Leotiomycetes; Helotiales; Helotiaceae. The record is from the annotation of a GenBank genome assembly.
CGCCCAACCUGCGCCACAGGUUGGUGACGGAGGACUCGGGAGUGCUAAGCCAAACCUGGAACGCUCACAGAAGCAGAAGUCAGGUGCACCUGCAGGCAGCAAAAAGAUCGCUCCCGAUCUGCAUCUACAGACGGUCUGCCUUCACCACCAGCACCAGGUAACAAGACACCAUUUGUAUUCUCAUUUCCAUCCUCAUCCUCGUCUGGGACAAUUGGAAUUCAGUGAAUAUAUAUCAAUCACUCGUGUAACACAAGUAUUUAUUUGGCCGUCGCACUACCCUGUAUCUGUACUGUACUGGUUUGCUCACUCUGCAGAUGCGGUGGCGCUUAUUUCACUCCCAUCCGCCCAUCACAAUCUUCUACCUGUAAUUUCCAAUCUCGUUUACUCGCAACCCCCGCAACGUCAUUUGGGCGACGUCGACGUCCUGGUCCUUGAACUCUUCCACAACAACAACAUCAUCGCCAUCGCGAACCAUCAAUUGAAAUCCAUUCAAUUAUGUCGCAAUACCAACAAUACGGCGGCAACCCAUAUAAUGGGGGACCCGGCGCAGAAGCUGGCUAUGGCCAUCAACAGGUACGGACAAUCCCCAUCCUUUGCGCUUCCCGGAAACCUUCUGCGCUCUUCACGACCAAUAUCAGGAAUGGCUUCAAGAAACCUGGCUAACGCGAUAUCUUCCUCCGCAGGGUCAUCUAGCGCAACCAGGUCUCAAUCAUGAGAUGUCCAAUUAUUCCGGGGCCUCCGAAUACUCGCAAACCGGUGUACCUGCGCAUACCUCCCAUGUUCUCAACCAGCCAGAUUUCCUCUCACGAGUCGAUUUUGCCAAGUCCGAGAUUCGCAGCUUAGGAAACAACAUCCAAGAGAUCGCAUCCCUUCACCAACGUUCACUCAGCUCGGCGGAUAGCAACACCUCGGCAAGGUUGGAGAAUCUGGUUACGCAAACACAGUUGAAGAACACGCAGAUCCGCGAUCAAAUCAAGUACCUCGAGGUCGAUGCGCUCAAGACGACCGAUGGCACCAAGAAUGUCAAGACGACGCAGGCGAGGCAGCUGAAGGAGACGUUUCAAAGAGUGCUAAAGGAUUACCAACAAGAGGAACUUGGAUUCAGACAAAGAUAUCGCGAGCAGAUUGCCCGCCAAUAUCGAAUCGUUAAUCCAGAUGCGCCUGAAUCUGAGGUUCAAGAGGCUUCCAACAUGGAUUGGGGCUCAGAAGGUGUAUUCCAAACAGCUGUAAGUUGCCCAUUCACUUCAACUAAUUUUACGACAACAACAUGCUCACAAGUUACUACAGCUCAAGAGUAAUCGCACAGGACAAGCUUCAUCCGUCUUGGGAGCCGUUCGAGCCCGUCACAAUGAACUCCAACGUAUCGAGGCUACCCUCACUGACUUAGCCGACAUGUUCGCCGACAUGGCGGUAAUCGUCGAAGCUCAAGAUCCCGUCAUCCAACAUACCGAGGAAAACGCCAUGCAAACCGCCCAAGACGUCGACAAAGGAAAUGAGCAGAUCGAGCAAGCCAACGCCCACGCUCGACGUCGUAGAAGAAACAAGUGGUGGUGCUUGUUGGUCGUGGUACUCAUCAUUCUGGCUAUCGCUCUUGGUGUUGGAUUGGGUGUUUAUUUCACCAACAAAAAGCCUUAGAUUCCGCACUCACUGUUUUGAUCACGAGCUUUUCUGGCCGGGAAUUGAAUGAUGCCAUGGGUUUGAGAUUGAUUUGGAUGGAGUUAAGGGUACGGUAUAAUAAUAAUUGGAGGCAGCCAGCACUCCUGGGGUUGUUGGUUGUAUUCUUUCUACCUAAUGCAUGAGAACACGAGCAAAAAACAUGGGCUUAGAGAGCUUUUAGAUAUUGCAAUCCUGAGAUUUCAAUACAAUGCACAGGCGAUCUAACA